AUGGAUGGCGAAAACCAGCAAACCCUUCACUCUGUGACUCAUAACCGCGAAAAAGAUUUCCCAUCGGGCUUCAAUGACUUUCGAGGACCCCGGCCGGAGGAGAAGGCGAACUACCAAAACAGGAUCCCUAUCGGCCUAGGCUUUCCAUCUCGGAUUCUACUACGAGAGACCACAAACGCUGGGAACGUUUAUUUUCAAAAGGUAUACACCACCUGCGGGGUAAAUUCUUCCCCGCCGCACUCACAUCCACACUUUUCUGCCAACUCCAAUACCGUUCUGGCGUUUCACAGAACUGGCACUGGCAAGGAUAUCUCAGAUACGGGAGUGGCCUCGUGGCAAUGGAAACCACGGUUGCUUCAUGAGAAAUUCUCUCGUGAGGAAGGAUGUGGGAGGGCUCGUAGUUAUCCGAUCGUGCUUUGCAACGGUAUCUAG
Messenger RNA from Paracoccidioides brasiliensis Pb18, 432 nucleotides. RefSeq lists its product as uncharacterized. The transcript has 2 exons. The record is from RefSeq and is a predicted model, not a curated record. Bases 1 to 432 code for a protein of 143 amino acids.